AUGAACAAAUUAAUAACUAAUAAUGGUCCAUGGCUAGAUACAUGGAAAAGAAUGAGGUUGCUAAAACCAGAGUUUAACUCAAACUGUAAAAACUGUAAUAAUGAUAUACCACAAACAUUAAAACAUAUACUAUUAGACUGCACAGACUUUGAAACAAUAAGAUCUGAUACAAGGAGAAUCAUUACAAACAAACUAUUAUCUUUAUCCAGUACACUCAAAAACUCAUCUCCAAUCAUAGAAACAUUAAGCUGGUUUGAUAAUUACAAUUCCACAAACAUCUCACAAAAUAACAUAUUUAAAAAUAAAUUAUUCACUGAUAAUAAUAUUCUAUCUAGUGCAAUAGGUUAUGUCCCAAAACAUUUGGUUAAAAUGCUAAAGAAUCAUUGUAAAUUUAACGAAAAGGAAAUCAUUGAAUUUACAUCUUUUUGCACAAACCAAAUAUGCAACAGAAACCAAUUAAUACUAACAAAAAUCAUCAACAAAAACAAACCACUCAAUCUAUUAAUAGAAGAACCACAAAACGACACAAACUUAUAA
Messenger RNA from Dictyostelium purpureum, 537 nucleotides. RefSeq lists its product as uncharacterized. Lineage: Eukaryota; Evosea; Eumycetozoa; Dictyosteliales; Dictyosteliaceae. Bases 1 to 537 code for a protein of 178 amino acids. The transcript has a single exon. The record is from RefSeq and is a predicted model, not a curated record.